UUGUGUUUGUUUUCUGGAUUUUAAGAUAUUGUACCCUGGAAGAAUGUUUCAAAGUGAUCUUGUACUGAGUCCAAGCCUAUAGAUGGAGCAAUGCAAAUGCCUUGAACCAGUGUUGGUUACCAAAAGCGAGGCUAUGAUUUGGUGAGGGAGAAGUUGUUGUUUUACUUUAUUUGCUGUGGAUUGUAACAAAGAGAUAAAGGAGGAAAAUCUCUUAAAUCCAGGUAAUUUUUUUAUUGGUAGUCUUUAGUAUCCAAUUAUGGAUUAUACUCAUCUAGAUUUUCAUCUAUAUUUAGACAAAGAAAAUAAUAAACAUAUCUUUCUCCAUCCCUGAUCUUUCUCUCUCUUUCUCUCUCUCUCUCUCUCUCUCUACAGUUUUUCUUGUUCAUCUUGACAAAAACCCUUUGACCUUUCCAUUAUAAUUUUCAAUUUAAGCUUCAACAGGAGACAAAUGCCAUUUUGUAUUAUUGUAAUGUGUUGUUUGAUCUAGCAAUAAUUCUUCUCAUGAGCUUUUAUUCAUGCUUGUCUGCUAUAGUUUCCCUUCUUUAUCCUUCUCUCCUCCUCCUUUGACUCCUUUCCUCGAUAAGGCCUCACAAGGCGAUCCCAUGGAAAGUUUAUUUUUCUGCAACUAUCUGGUUGUUUCAUUUCUGCCCUGCUCCUCUCCCUUCAAUUACUUCUUCCAAAGGACCUAACCUCACGUUUGUGUUUCCAGCAAUUUCCUGUUUGAUUUGCCUUGUUUCUUGUUGCGUACCAGUCUCUUGCAGUCUAAAUGGGGGUCUGUUGUAGCAAGGGCACAGGGAUAGUUGUGGAGAAUGGCACGGAUGAUAAUAAUCAAUAUGGAGAUGGGGAGGCUGAGGUUAGGGAUACAUAUGAUGGAGCCAUUAUAAGGUCGCGUGGAUCAUCCAAACAUGUUUCCAUGGCAAUCAAACAAGGAAAAAAAGGGAUAAAUCAAGACGCCAUGACAGUCUGGGAGAAAUUUGGUGGGGAGGAAGAUAUGAUCUUUUGCGGUGUAUUUGACGGUCACGGUCCCAUGGGUCACAAGAUUUCUCGUCAAGUAUGUGAAAAUUUACCUUCAAGGGUUCAUUCGAAAAUUAGAUCUUCCAAAACUGGUGGUGAAAACAUAGAGAAUAAUAGUUCACAGAGUCAGGAGGAACUCUUCCGUGAAUUUGAGGACAUUCUAGUGACAUUUUUCAAGCAAGUAGACAGCGAACUUGGUCUUAACUCUCCAUAUGAUAGUUUUUGCAGUGGUACAACUGCUGUCACCGUCUUUAAGCAGGGUGACUGUUUGAUGAUCGCCAAUUUGGGAGAUUCACGAGCUGUUCUUGGCACCCGAAGCAAGAACAGUUUCAAAGCCGUCCAGCUCACGGUUGAUCUGAAACCAUGUGUCCAACGCGAAGCAGAGAGAAUAGUGUCAUGUAAGGGAAGGGUGUUUGCUAUGGAGGAGGAACCCGAUGUUUAUAGAGUGUGGAUGCCUGAUGAUGAUUGCCCGGGGCUAGCAAUGUCAAGGGCUUUUGGUGAUUUCUGCCUCAAAGACUAUGGACUUGUUUGUAUUCCUGAGGUCUUUUGCAGAAAAGUUGGUAGAGAAGACGAGUUUGUGGUUCUAGCUACCGAUGGGAUUUGGGAUGUUUUGUCAAACGAAGAAGUGGUGAAAAUUGUAGGUUCUUGUAAGGACCGGUCAACGGCAGCUGAGACGUUGGUUCAGCGAGCUGCUCGGACUUGGAGAACAAAGUUUCCAGCCUCUAAAGCUGAUGACUGUGCAGUGGUGGUGCUUUACCUAAAGCACCGGCCUUACCCAAGAGAAGGAAACGUGAGCAGAGCAAUGUCGAGUAUUUCCUGGAGAUCAAGUAAGAGCAAUAACGAGUGUUAUGGAGUCGCACCAUGGUCACAGAUGGGUCCAUCUCAGAGGGUUUCAUAAUAGGACCAUUGUAUUUGUUGUUUCUAAUUGUUUAGUAAAAUCUGAACCUGUUGAGUAAGUCGAUGCUGCUCAACAUCAACUUUGUGCGUUAAAAAACAAAAAAAAAAAAAAUGGAUUCGAGUCCUAAUGGAUAAGGCGUUUGACUUCUAAUCAAACGAUAUGGGUU
Messenger RNA from Camelina sativa (false flax), 2078 nucleotides. Its product is annotated as putative protein phosphatase 2C 65. Gene Ontology annotation, biological process: protein dephosphorylation. The record is from RefSeq and is a predicted model, not a curated record. NCBI's taxonomy places the organism in Eukaryota, Viridiplantae, Streptophyta, Magnoliopsida, Brassicales, Brassicaceae. Gene Ontology annotation, molecular function: protein serine/threonine phosphatase activity.